Messenger RNA from Dracunculus medinensis (Guinea worm), 618 nucleotides. The record is from the annotation of a GenBank genome assembly. NCBI's taxonomy places the organism in Eukaryota, Metazoa, Nematoda, Chromadorea, Rhabditida, Dracunculidae.
AUGUGUGGUGUUCGUGAAUGCAUUGAUCCUUAUCGAUCAAGUUUCGCCACUCUUCCGAGAUUUUCUACCUCAUCCGAGCGGUGUGCCUCAAAAUGUAUGCAAACGCAUUUAUGUGCUUUAAAUGAAAAAAUCGAAGAUGUCAAAUGUAAAUUAACUGGUAAAAAUUGUGGUGAAAACAUGGAUUUUGUUACCGUUAAGCGCAAUGUCAUUCCAAUAUCUUCGCUAUCUAAAAAUUAUCAACUUGAAAUUUGUAUUCAACAAUGUAAAUGCGUAGAAAACAAUUAUAUUGAAAAAGAUGGCAAAUGUUUUAUGAAUUCAACUAUAGUUACGACCAUUCAUCAUAACGAUCAUUUCUAUGGUGAAGAAUUGCUGGAUAAUUCGUGUCGCCUGGCAGAAAGCAAAUGUGGGCUAAACAUGAUAUUCGUAAAUAUCAAUCCAGUUCGAUCAAAUUUCUCAGACCUCCUGAAAUUUUCGUCUUUCGAUUUUUGUGUCGUAAAAUGCAAAUGCAUGAAAACGUUUGAAGAGAAAAAUGGAAAAUGUAUUAGAAAUCUAUCGAGGAUUUCAAAGAAUCAUAAUCAUAAUCGUAAUCGUAAUCCUAAUCGUAAACGUAAUAAUUAA